This is a messenger RNA of Chionomys nivalis (European snow vole), 3258 nucleotides long. It is a transcript of the gene Camk2a, whose product is annotated as calcium/calmodulin dependent protein kinase II alpha. The transcript has 18 exons. Gene Ontology annotation, cellular component: neuron projection; cytoplasm. The coding region runs from base 175 to 1746 and encodes 523 amino acids. The record is from RefSeq and is a predicted model, not a curated record. Gene Ontology annotation, molecular function: calcium/calmodulin-dependent protein kinase activity; calmodulin binding; ATP binding. Gene Ontology annotation, biological process: protein phosphorylation. NCBI's taxonomy places the organism in Eukaryota, Metazoa, Chordata, Mammalia, Rodentia, Cricetidae.
GCUGUGAGCAGCCACAGUGCCCUGCUCAGAAGCCCCAAGCUCGUCAGUCAAGCCGCUUCUCCAUUUGCACUCAGGAGCACGGGCAGGCGAGUGGCCCCUAGUUCUGGGAGCAGAGCAGCAGCGUCCCAGUCCUAGUUCCCAGCCUAAAGCCUCACUUGCCUGCCCAGUGCCAGGAUGGCCACCAUUACCUGCACCCGAUUCACAGAAGAGUACCAGCUCUUUGAGGAACUAGGAAAGGGAGCUUUCUCCGUGGUGCGCAGGUGUGUGAAGGUGCUGGCUGGCCAGGAGUAUGCUGCCAAGAUCAUCAACACCAAGAAGCUCUCAGCCCGAGAUCACCAGAAGCUGGAGCGUGAGGCCCGCAUCUGCCGCUUGUUGAAGCACCCCAAUAUCGUCCGACUCCAUGACAGCAUCUCCGAGGAGGGACAUCACUACCUUAUCUUCGAUCUGGUCACUGGUGGGGAGCUGUUUGAAGAUAUCGUGGCCCGGGAGUAUUACAGCGAGGCCGAUGCCAGUCACUGCAUCCAGCAGAUCCUGGAGGCUGUGCUGCAUUGUCACCAGAUGGGAGUGGUGCACCGAGACUUGAAGCCUGAGAACCUGUUGCUGGCCUCGAAGCUCAAGGGUGCUGCAGUGAAGCUGGCAGACUUCGGCCUGGCCAUAGAGGUUGAGGGGGAGCAGCAGGCAUGGUUUGGGUUCGCAGGGACACCUGGAUACCUCUCCCCAGAAGUGCUGCGGAAGGACCCGUACGGGAAGCCCGUGGACCUGUGGGCCUGCGGUGAGUCCAUCCAAAGGCCUGAUUGUCACCCGGACCCAGAGGUCCCUCUCCACUUCCCCUCACUCUCCCGUUUCACCGUUCCUCUCCUGCUUCUCUCCCCAGGGGUCAUCCUGUACAUCUUGCUGGUUGGGUACCCCCCAUUCUGGGACGAGGACCAGCACCGCCUGUACCAGCAGAUCAAGGCUGGCGCCUAUGAUUUCCCAUCGCCAGAAUGGGACACCGUCACCCCUGAAGCCAAGGAUCUCAUCAAUAAGAUGCUGACCAUCAACCCAUCUAAACGCAUCACAGCCGCUGAGGCUCUCAAGCACCCCUGGAUCUCGCACCGCUCCACUGUGGCCUCCUGCAUGCACAGACAGGAGACCGUGGAUUGCCUGAAGAAGUUCAAUGCCAGAAGGAAACUGAAGGGAGCCAUCCUCACCACUAUGCUGGCCACCAGGAACUUCUCUGGAGGGAAGAGUGGAGGAAACAAGAAGAACGAUGGUGUGAAGAAAAGAAAGUCCAGUUCCAGCGUUCAGUUAAUGGAAUCUUCCGAGAGCACCAAUACCACCAUCGAGGAUGAAGACACCAAAGUGCGCAAGCAGGAAAUUAUAAAAGUGACAGAACAGCUGAUUGAAGCCAUAAGCAAUGGAGAUUUUGAGUCCUACACGAAAAUGUGUGAUCCCGGAAUGACAGCCUUCGAACCUGAGGCCCUGGGGAACCUGGUCGAGGGCCUGGACUUUCAUCGAUUCUAUUUUGAAAACCUGUGGUCCCGGAACAGCAAACCCGUGCACACCACCAUCCUGAACCCCCACAUCCACCUGAUGGGCGACGAGUCAGCGUGCAUCGCCUACAUCCGCAUCACGCAGUACCUGGAUGCGGGUGGCAUCCCCCGCACAGCCCAGUCAGAGGAGACCCGUGUCUGGCACCGCAGGGAUGGCAAAUGGCAGAUUGUCCACUUCCACAGAUCAGGGGCACCCUCCGUCCUACCCCAUUGAAGGACCGUGCCGGGGUCCCUGCGUUGUUGCACCGCAGAGAUCCACUCUUUGUCCGUGGAACGUGGCUGCUGGCUCUCUCUUGGAUUUUGUUGGAAUUCUCCCUGUCACAGCGCCCUCCUGUCAUUGUCACCUCUGUACCGGCAUCACGAAAAAAGCCAUUGCAACAUCAAAGCAAAUGGCCCGCUCUUCCCAGCUCUCGCCCGCACCCUCUUCCUGCCAGUGCGGACCUUCUUCAGGCUUCGGUACCCAGGAUGCGGGCCCCAGGAACCCCCACACUCUCCAACUACUGUUGUUGGCCUGGCCUAGCUUUGACUGUAGGUGAGGAGGCCCCAGCUAUGUGUUUACCAGGAAGCCAGGAAGAGGAGGGCAAGUGUGACACGGGUCCCCCUCUUCGAUCUCUCCUCUUCUGGGGUCCCCAGAGAAGCAGAGAUGAGCCCCCUCAAUCUCCAAGCCAACUGUUUCUGGGAGAGAGUAAGAGAGGAGCCAAUGCCAGGAGCUCCUGCUUUCAACUGCCGCUCUCAUCUGCUUCCCUCCUAUGCUGGCCCUGUGCUCAUCAGACCAUCCACUAUGGGGAAGGGGGUGGGCUCUACCCUUCAGGCACCCCACUCGCUGCCUCAGUCCUUCUGCAAAGUUUGCCUCCAGUGUUAACCUGCCCAAUCUGCCCUCCAACGUCCACGGAGAAUUCCAGCCUCUUCCGUCUGAGAGGAGAUCGGAUGGUGUUUCGGGGCAAAGCAAACAACACUUAGGUAUCAUCUUCUACUUGGACGCAUGCCUUUUUACAGCCAAACUUCUGUGUAUUUCGUAACUGGAUUUUGCGUUAACGGAUAUGUAUGUGUGACUAGACCUCAAGAAGAGUUGGAUCGGGUCGGGAAGUGGGAAGAGGGGUGAGGGGAAUUUUUCACUCUGUUCCAGAUUUUUUUGGGGGGUUCCUUUCUGAGGUGGCCUCACCCCCCAGGGAACACAGCUGCCUUCCAUUCUGGUCCCUACAGUCAGCUGACAAGAUUUCUUCCAGGGCCAGCAUGACUAAUAUACAAUGAGUAAGUCAGGGCCGGGAAGGCCACCAGGAUGAGAAGCUCCAGAUUUGACAUCUCUGUGACUGGAGUACUCACUACUGUACUUCCCAAGACUUCUUUCCCUAUAUCUUUGUGCCACCUCCCCAUCCCACCCCCCACUACCUCCUGAGCACGUAUCCUCAUUGCUUCUCUUAACUUGGACAAAACAGAGCACCAGAAACUUAUUUUCCUACUUCAUGCUGAACUUGGGCUGGCGAGCACUCUAGUGUGCUUGCCUGCCUGCCCCCCCUCCUGCCCUUCCCUCCCUCCCUCUUCUCUCUCCCUCCCUUUCUCUUUCUCUUCCCCUCUCUCCCUCUUCUUGGCUCUGAUCUGGAAUGCUGUGUCUCAUCCACGGGGAUCGCCUGUCUGCACUGUUUUCUUUGCAUGACUUUAUAUGCAGUAAGUAUGUUGAAAAAAAAAACAAAAACAAAAAAGAAGAAAACACUCAGCAAAAAUCAAA